GCCAACUUCGAACUGCUGCUUUACUCACUGCGAAAUUGACACAUCAAAAUCUCUGAGCUGGACUACAAAUUUGCAAUAUUUUAAUUUUGAUACUUCAGUCAGAAUUGUGCUAGUUUUGUAGUUAAUAUUCUGAAAUUAGUGGGUUACAAUUUCGUGCACAAGACACAAGAUUUUAACUGUUACUGGGAAACAAGAGCACUUGCUGGAAACUUAUGGAGAGAAACGUGGUCAUGUGAAGUAUCUAGUUCAUAGACAUCAACGACAAUUAGUUGAGAGGGGUAGCUGAGCUCAGUGUUGUAUGUAUGCAGCUGGAGACCAACGAUUCAUUGUUUAAUUAGUGACGUGGAUCGGUGGAUUUUGCGAAUGGAUUCGCGAAUUUAUAGAUUUAGUUCCUGAUUAACGGAGAUCUAAAUUAAAUUGUACAAAUUAUCGCAGGUGACAACCCUCAAAGAAAAGAGAAGUUCAUAAGAAGAAAAUUUCUAAACGUGCAGUGGGUGUAACCAAUAUUUCAACAUAAUGGAUUCCAUAGGAUGUCAAUAAAUAAUCAUUAAUAAUCUAAUAUUCUGACGUGCAUUUGAAGGGGCGAAUUGAACUCACUCCUCAGUCAACAACAAGCUGGAUUUUAUCGGAAAACUGUGACAGUGAAUUUGCUAACUCGUUCCUGCUAACUCUGAAAAAAUGAGUUCAAAAUAUCGCCAAAGUAUUCAAACUCCAUUCCCUUCUCUUCUUGCAAUAUAUUUUCUAGUCUUGCUCUUGUCAAGUGACGGAGUGUUAUCGUUCUAUGUUCCGGGUGUUGCACCGGUCGAGUUUAAGAAGGGGGACCCUCUCGUGAUAAAGGCUGUGAAAAUGACGUCAUCACAAACUCAACUCCCGUACUCAUACUACUCGCUCCCGUUUUGCAAACCCAAUGCCUCCAAACUCGUUUACAAGUCUGAGAAUUUGGGAGAAGUGCUGAGAGGAGAUAGAAUCGUUUCUACGCCGUACGAAUUCAAACUUGGUCAAAAUGUGGCGUGUCAGCUGGCAUGUCACAAUCCGGAAACACCUCUUCAUUGGAAACCCCCGUACGCGACAGAGGCAUUCUCUCACAUCGAACAUCACUACUUUGUUCAUAUGAUCGUGGAUAACCUUCCUUGUGUGACAAAAACAAUUGGUCCAGGUUCAAGCUCUGUUCUUGGUGGUGCAGAAAAUGAAGACACGAACGCUAAUUCCCACUUCCAUGUUGGAUAUCCCCUCGGAUUCAUGUCGCAAGAUAACCAACAUGCCUACAUCAACAAUCACCUUGACUUUAACAUCUUGUAUCAUACGGACGAUGAAAAAUCGUUCCGAGUUGUUGGCUGUGAAAUUACUCCCUCCAGUGUGAAUAGAGUUUUCAUUCGUCCCAAGGAAACUGAUUGCGCGGUCCCCCGAGUAACGGCUGGUCAACAAAACUUUCAAGACAACCAAGAAAUCAAGGCGAAUACAGACAAUGAACUCUUUUUUACAUACAGUGUAGUCUGGACACCAUCUGCUGUGAGAUGGGCAUCGAGAUGGGAUGUCUAUCUACAGAUGACGGACGCCAAUAUUCACUGGUUCUCAAUUAUCAACUCUGUCGUCGUGGUCUUGUUUCUCACAGGAAUAAUCACAAUGAUCAUCAUCCGUACAUUGAGGCGAGAUAUUGCCCGCUAUAACAACAUGGAAGACUCGGCCGAGGAAGCUUUAGAAGAAGUCGGUUGGAAGCUAGUUCAUGGUGAUGUAUUCCGACCACCUAGAUAUCCACGCUUGUUUGCCUCAUUAAUCGGGAGUGGAAUCCAAAUCUUGGGAAUGGCUGUUGUUACAAUUUUUUUUGCAAUGUUUGGGAUGCUGUCUCCUGCCUCGAGGGGUGCCUUGAUGUCGGCAAUGAUUUUUCUUUAUGUCAUUAUGGGAACAUUUGCUGGAUACCACUCUUCAAGACUUUAUCGCAGCAUGAGAGGAAAGGAAUGGAAGAAGCAAGCAUUCAUGACGGCCACACUCUUUCCUGGAAUCGUCUUUGGAACGUGUUUCAUUCUGAACUUCUUCAUUUGGGGAAAGGCGUCCAGUGGGGCUGUCCCGUUUGGCACCAUGAUUUGGCUUCUUGUUUUGUGGUUUGGAAUCUCGCUCCCACUUGUGUACUUGGGCGCUUACUUUGGAUUCAGAAAGCCAUACCAGCAUCCAGUUAGAACAAACCAAAUCCCUAGACAGAUUCCCCCUCAACCGUGGUAUAUUAAACCGAUUGCCAGUGCACUAAUGGCAGGCAUUUUGCCGUUUGGUGCAAUGUUCAUCGAGUUAUUCUUCAUCUACAACGCACUCUGGCAUAACCAAUUUUACUAUAUGUUCGGUUUCUUGUUCUUAGUAUUCCUCAUUCUGCUCGUCUCGGUAUCACAAAUUGCUGUGGUCUUGUGCUACUUCCAGCUAUGUGGCGAGGACUAUCACUGGUGGUGGCGUGUGCUAUUCUCCUCCGGAGGAUCGGCAAUUUACAUGUUUUUCUACGCUGUUUUCUACUUCCAUACUAGAUUAGAAAUCACAGAGUUUAUUCCAACUCUUCUCUAUUUUGCGUAUACUGGUCUGAUGGUGUUGACAGCGUUCCUGCUUACCGGAACAAUCGGCUUUUAUUCUAGUUACAUUUUCCUCACCAAAAUUUAUGGUGCUGUUAAAAUUGAUUAAAUUUUUCACCUAUAUACUGCACAUCUUUGCCCAUAUUGUGAUUAGUCUCGUACUUGCAUACCUUGUCAAACCUUCACCUUUGUUUACGGCACAAACAAUGUGUAUACAAUUUAAGUUGCAUGCAAUUAUCUAUUACAGUGUAGUAUUAAUUUUAUAUUUGUGAUAUUCAUUUGUUUGGAAUUGUAUCCACAAACCCUAUUUGCACGUAGUGUACCGAAUAAUUUUUGUUUAACUCAACCAAAAUUAAUGUAAUAUUUUGUACUGUGUUGUUGUGUCAUAUUUAUUUGUUGAUGUGGUGGGAUUAAAAAAUACAUAAUAGUAAUAUGAGAAAAUGCAC
Molecule: messenger RNA, 2995 nt
Organism: Folsomia candida
Lineage: Eukaryota; Metazoa; Arthropoda; Collembola; Entomobryomorpha; Isotomidae
Gene: TM9SF4
Product: transmembrane 9 superfamily member 4
Exons: 17
Coding region: 679-2658 (659 amino acids)
Biological process (GO): protein localization to membrane
Cellular component (GO): membrane
Source: RefSeq, a predicted model, not a curated record